Molecule: messenger RNA, 483 nt
Organism: Aethina tumida (small hive beetle)
Lineage: Eukaryota; Metazoa; Arthropoda; Insecta; Coleoptera; Nitidulidae
Product: protein FAM98B-like
Exons: 6
Coding region: 1-483 (160 amino acids)
Source: RefSeq, a predicted model, not a curated record
AUGAAGGUGUUCGUUUGCGUUUUGGCCCUGGCCGCCGUAUUUAGUUACGUACAAGCUGGCGGUUGGUCUGGAGGAGGUGGAGGCGGAGGCGGCGGCGGAGGUCCUUGGAAAUCCGGAGGAGGAGGAGGCGGCGGUGGCCCCUGGAAAUCUGGAGGAGGUGGAGGUGGCGGAGGACCGUGGAAGUCAGGAGGUGGCGGAGGAGGAGGAGGUGGUGGUGGAUUCAAAAUAAUUAAAAUUAUCGUACCGAGUGGCGGCGGAGGCGGCGGAGGUGGUGGAAACCCCUGGAAAUCCGGAGGCGGAGGAGGCGGAGGCGGUGGUGGUCCAUGGAAGUCCGGCGGAGGCGGGGGCGGUGGUUGGAGUAGUGGAGGUGUGGCGGAGGAGGUGGAGGUGGAUGGAGCUCAAGCGGUGGCGGAUGGUAACCAAUCUCAAACCAUCAAGCAAAAAUUGUGGAACAAUACAGCUAUUAAACGUGAUAUAGUUUAG